AUGUACAAGUUCCUGUUGUGCACAGUACUUGCUGGUAUUCUCGGGAAGUGGCUGUACGAUACACAUCGGCGACGUCAGGGAGAAGCGGCAUUCGCCAAAUUACACGGCUGUCUGCCACCUCAGAGCGAAUUCAAGCACCGCUGGCCCUGGGCCCUUGAUCUGAUCAAGAAGCAUGUUGAGACGGUCCUGACUGACCAUGCAUUGAUGCUACAAGUGGAGUUCACCGAGAGCAUGGGCAUGACUUUUGCGGCGUAUAUGUUCGGACGUGUUGGGUACUUCACCUCGGACCCUCGCAACAUCAAAGCCAUCACAGAGACUCAUUUCCAAGCCUCAGACAUGGGAUUGGGAGUGCGACGACCUGCCUGCUACCCGUUCUUUGGCGAGGGUAUCUUCACCCAAGACGGUCCGGCCUGGAAGCAUUCGCGAGAAAUGCUCCGACGUCAGUUUGUACGAAUCCAGGCUCGAGACUUGGAGACUUUCACAGAUCAGGUCGAAGUUCUGAUCUCAACUUUCCGAGACUCGAAGGGCGUGCUGGACCUUCAGCCGGCGUUCUUUCGGUUCACGCUCGCGACCACGACCGCGCUACUCUUUGGCGAAUCUAUCGAGACACUGUCAGAAGCAGAGCAGGACGAGUUUGCCGAACAUUUCGACUGCGCGACUUGGGUUACCGCCGUACGACUGCCCUUGGCACAUCUGAGCUUCCUGUACAACACUCCGAGCUAUCGGAAGUCGUGCAGGAUCGUUAAGCGCUACGCGGACCACUUCAUCGAGAGAGCAUUCCAGUACGCGCGUGAGCACGGUCAAGAAAAGGCUACCGAAAAAUAUCCCUUCAUUUUUGAUCUUUACACAGAGUACCAAGAUCGAUCGUUGGUGCGGGACCAGCUCGUCAACGUGUUGCUGGCUGGACGAGACACCACAGCGUGCACCAUGUCUUGGGCAGUGUUCCAUCUUGUUCGUCAUCCGGAGAUGAUGCAGCGGCUGCGUGAAGAGAUCGAUGAGGUCACCGGCUCCGAGACGGUGAUUAGGAGAUCGCACACGAAGAACAUGCCUUAUCUAAAUGCCGUGCUGAACGAAACCCUACGGCUCUAUCCACAGGUCCCGAUGAACACCAGGUCCACAGUCCGGACGACAUUCCUCCCCAAAGGCGGUGGCCCGGACGGGGAGUCACCAGUGCUCGUCCCCAAGAACGCCGGCAUCACCUUUAGCCCGUACCACAUGCAUCGGCGCAAGGAGCUCUUCGGUGAGGACGCCCACGACUACCGACCAGAACGGUGGCUGGACGGCAAGCUUUCCAACAUUGGCUGCGCCUACAUCCCGUUCCUCCACGGGUUCAGGACGUGCUUGGGCAAGGACUUUGCGCUGUCGGAAGCAAGCUACGCCCUCGUCCGGCUCCUCCAGGCGUAUCCGGCCCUGCGGCUUGCGCCUGGGACGGAAGUCGUGCCGACCGGGGAGGAGAAGCAGAUGCUGACGCUGGUGGUGUCGAGCUUGGAGGGAUGUAAGGUCGUGCUUGACUAG
Cladophialophora immunda is the source of this 1515-nucleotide messenger RNA. RefSeq lists its product as uncharacterized. The record is from RefSeq and is a predicted model, not a curated record. Gene Ontology annotation, molecular function: monooxygenase activity; iron ion binding; heme binding. The coding region runs from base 1 to 1515 and encodes 504 amino acids. The transcript has 4 exons. Lineage: Eukaryota; Fungi; Ascomycota; Eurotiomycetes; Chaetothyriales; Herpotrichiellaceae.